This is a messenger RNA of Cyphellophora europaea CBS 101466, 522 nucleotides long. RefSeq lists its product as uncharacterized. Gene Ontology annotation, biological process: transmembrane transport; carbohydrate transport. The transcript is spliced from 3 exons. Gene Ontology annotation, cellular component: membrane. The record is from RefSeq and is a predicted model, not a curated record. Gene Ontology annotation, molecular function: carbohydrate:proton symporter activity. Lineage: Eukaryota; Fungi; Ascomycota; Eurotiomycetes; Chaetothyriales; Cyphellophoraceae. The coding region runs from base 1 to 522 and encodes 173 amino acids.
AUGGGCGCGAUUUACGGCGCUUCGCUGCUUGACAAACUUGGCCGGCGGAAGAUGCUGCUGGGCGGACUGGCGGGCGGGCUAUUCGCAUACUGUCUUCUGAGAGCCUUCACUGCCGAAAGCGAGGAUCAUCCGGAUCUCGGCUAUGGUGUCAUCGUUGCCAUCUACAUUUUCGGCAUUUUCUUCACACUCUACAGUGUCGAGUGUCUCGAGAACCGCACGCGAGCCAAGGGAUCAGGGGCCAACUUCCUCUUCCUCAAUAUUGCCAUGGUCGUUUAUACUUACGGCAUUGCCGUUGGUAUUGAGGCCAUUGGAUGGAAGCUGUAUUUGGGAAACAUCGGGUGGAUUGGUGUCGAGAUGGUUGUUAUAUUCUUCUACUUUGUCGAGACUGUAGGCAAAACGCUGGAGGAGAUGACGGAGAUCUUUGAGGCGAAGAAUCCAGUCAAGAAGAGCCUGGAGAAGACGAAGGUGACUGUGGAUGAGUCUGGCCGAGUGAUGAGCGUGAUUGGGGAACACAGUGCAUAA